AGAAGAAGUAAACGGCGCUCUAUAACUGCGCAGUCUCUCUACUGGUAGUUUUUCCGUUCGGUUGGUUUUGGUUAGGAUAAUAUUUGGGUCUUUUUUCUUCUGCUGAUUGUGUUUCUGUGUAUUUCUGGAUACAUGAGGCCACCGAACACGUCUCUGUUUGUCCGGAACAUCUCUGAUGAGUCCAGGCCUGAGGAUUUGCGGCGUGAGUUUGGCCGCUAUGGGCCGAUAGUAGAUGUCUACAUCCCACUUGACUUCUAUACACGACAGCCAAGAGGAUUUGCAUACAUUCAAUUUGAGGAUGUGAGAGACGCUGAAGACGCUCUGCACAGCCUGGACAGGAAGUGGGUCUGCGGCCGCCAGAUCGAGAUCCAGUUCGCCCAGGGAGACCGCAAGACUCCCAACCAGAUGAAGUCGAAGGAGCGGCGUUCCCCGGGCCGAUCUUCUCGCUACGACGACUACGAACGGGACGGCUGGCGCAGGAGAUCCCGCAGCCGCAGCUACGAAAGAUACCGAUCCCGCAGCCCGUCGUACGACCGGCGCCGGCGGCGCUCUGAGAGUCCCAGAGAAUCUCGUGGUCGGAUGUACGGAAGAGGAAGAAGCAGAAGCCGCGAAGACGACAGGUACCGACAGCGGCCUCGUAAGGAGUCCAGGCGGAGGUCCCGCUCCCGCUCCGCGUCUCCGCGGGAGGCCAUGAACCCGGCAGCCGCCUCCCACUACACAGAGGAACCGGCGCCGCCGCCGCGCCACGCCCCGUCCCACUCCAAGUCCCGCUCCAUGUCCCGCUCCCGUUCCCGAUCCCGAUCCUGGGCCGGCCGGAAGUCCGGCGGCCGCUGACGGGCCGAUCUCCUCUCAUAUGAAUGUGAUGCCGUUUGUAGGAAGCUCCCUGUUUUUCCAGGCCUGCGCGCCGCUGAUCUGUUUGGUUUUAUAAAAAUAUUUCUGUCUUUGUUUUUCUCCCAGUUGGAAUAUAAAACACUGGUUGUGUGUUUUGCGGUAAACCUGCCGCGGUUCAAAUGUUUCCUCUCGGUUUCUGAUUUUUCUUUGCUAAACUAAAACAUUCAGUAUUUGCUGCUAAAACCCAGCAGGUGUUUUAAUCCUGUUCGCCAUGCAGCUCAUCGCAGCUAAUGCAACCGAUGUUUUCAUGCAUUUAAACUGAUCACGACUCUCGGUGAUCAGAGUUUAAAAGUGAGAAACGACGACGUAGCAGAGCCAUCGCGGGAAGGAAACAAAAAAAGUAAAUUUACAAUAAAAUUUGUCAGAUUUGAUUUUAAAGAACAGUUUUUUGCUCUUUUUGUUGAAAAUUUACUUUUGAUUUUUUUCAUUGUUAAUUUCCGAAGGCCCUACUACGCUGUCAAAGUGUUAAGCUUUUUCAUUUUUAUGGUGUUUUCUUCUAGUUUCUGUUCUGAGAGGAGCGCUGGUUCCUCGUUUACUCCAGUGUCCCUGCAUGUCUUUUCUCCCCGUCUGCUGUCUUUAUUAGGAAGAAACUUUUAUUUUCAGUAAUAAAUCGACAACAUUCAAUACCAGA
Gambusia affinis (western mosquitofish) is the source of this 1522-nucleotide messenger RNA. Its product is annotated as serine/arginine-rich splicing factor 10-like. The transcript is spliced from 6 exons. The record is from RefSeq and is a predicted model, not a curated record. Gene Ontology annotation, molecular function: RNA binding. The coding region runs from base 133 to 834 and encodes 233 amino acids. NCBI's taxonomy places the organism in Eukaryota, Metazoa, Chordata, Actinopteri, Cyprinodontiformes, Poeciliidae.